Brienomyrus brachyistius is the source of this 1383-nucleotide messenger RNA. Its product is annotated as hepatic lectin-like. The record is from RefSeq and is a predicted model, not a curated record. NCBI's taxonomy places the organism in Eukaryota, Metazoa, Chordata, Actinopteri, Osteoglossiformes, Mormyridae. Bases 258 to 1163 code for a protein of 301 amino acids. Gene Ontology annotation, cellular component: external side of plasma membrane. Gene Ontology annotation, biological process: biological process involved in interspecies interaction between organisms. Gene Ontology annotation, molecular function: fucose binding; D-mannose binding. The transcript has 7 exons.
ACCUGGUAGUCCCGGGCUCCCCCAGGCGCACCAUAUCGAUACCGAACUUAGUGCGGACACCCGAUCGCCAUAGUCCGCUGCAGCCCAGAACCCCUGAGCUCAGGCGGUUCGCCAGCCUCAGCCUCCCAGUAGCUUGGAUUACAGGCGCACGCCACCGCGCCCGGCGGUGGAAAGUGGGAGUUUUUCAAUAGAUCAAGCAUAAAUACUGGUUUCACCCACAGAGAAGGAGGAAGCUGGAAGCUCUCUCACAUGCAGCUAUGAUGGUCUCCAAAGAUGGAAUGUACUCCAUGCUGAUUGGGCAGAAUGAGUUGGAGACAGACAUACAGAGUGCAGACUACAAACCCAACAACAAGCAGGACUUGCCCCAGUUUACAGUGCGAGAUGGACCUAGAGUUCGACCCUACAAACUGGCUACAGCAGGUCUGGGGUUGUUAUGUACCACCCUGCUGAUUGUCAUCAUAGCCCUGUGUAUUCACUUUCAGAAUUCAUACCGGCUCCGCGGUGAACUGGACAGCAUAGCCAGCAACCACAGUACUGUGACCAAAGCUUUGGAGCAGCUACAAGGGGAGUACCAAGAGGCCCUGGAUGCUAAGCACAGAGUAGAAGAGCAGUUUGGGCUGCAGCACUCUGAGCAAGAGCAGCUCCAGAAGAAGAUCGAAUCUCUGCUUGUGGAGAAGAAAGAUCUGCAGUCCCUCGUCAGCAUGCAUGAAAAUAGUUGCGGAAAGUGCUUGCCAGGAUGGAGGCUGUUCGAUUCAAGGUGUUACUAUUUCUCCUACCAUGAAUCGAAACCGAAAAAGUCCUGGAGUGGAGGCCGCGAGGACUGCAUCACCAAAGGGGCCGACCUGGCAGUGGUGGACAGCGAGCAGAAGCAGCUGUUUCUCAUGAGAACCAUCACUUCUAUGAGCCUGGGAAGGGCAUACAGUUGGCACCUCGCAGGAUUUUGGUUGGGACUAAGAGAUGUCCAUGUAGAAGGUACCUGGAAGUGGCUGAAUGGAACGCAGCUGACUGUGGGAUAUUGGAUGGAUGGGGAGCCCAAUGAUACAUAUUCAGAAGAGGACUGUGCCGCCAUAUAUCCAAUAUCUGACCUCCUUAAGUCGUGGAACGAUGCUCCUUGUAACUACCUCCUGAACUGGAUAUGCGAGUCAGAGUUAACAAAUCCCUAGGCAUCACUCCAGCGUCUGUCUAUGGCUGGACGGCAGUGAGGUAUUUCUAAGAAACAUUACCAAGAAAAAUGAAUGAUUCAUAUUACUCAUUGAUUUGUUGUGUGGUGUAAAAAAAAACACUUUUAAUGUGGAAAUGCACUCAUAAACUGAGAGCAGAGUAUUGUUUGUAUCAAUGUGUAUCUGUGGCAAAAAAAUAUAAAGCAUUAGAGGAGAAACCUCA